UCGCCUGCGCUCAGGGAGCUGACGUGUCGGGGAGACGGGUUGCGGCUCCUCCCCGCGCGGCAGCCACUCGUCGCGAAGACGGAGGGGCGGGGUGGCCGGGGCCGGCGCUCCCCCUGGCCCCAGCUCCCGGCCCGCCCCGCCGCCCCGGCCCCCCGGAUGAAGGUAUAUAUUAGGAGCUGGCGCUGGACGCAGAUGAGUGGCCGCGCCGAAGGAGCCGGAGCCGGGCGGAGCUGCGGUCGCGCCGAGAAAGGUUUACAGGUGCAGAAAUUACACCUCUGUUAUCACAAAACUUGGCUAUUAGAGCAUUAUGAAUGUUAAUGACCUCAAACUCAGGUUGUCCAAAGCUGGGCAGGAACACCUGCUGGAUUUCUGGAAUGAGUUGGAGGAGGCCCAACAGGUAGAACUUUAUGCGGAGCUCCAGGCCAUGAACUUCCAGGAGCUGAACUUAUUUUUCCAAAAGGCCAUUGAAGGAUUUAACCAUUCCUCCCAGCCAGAGAAAGUGGAUGCACGGAUGGAACCUGUCCCUCGAGAGGUGCUGGGCAGUGCCACCAGGGAUCAAGAUCAGCUGCAGGCCUGGGAAAGUGAAGGACUUUUCCAGAUUUCUCAGAACAAAGUGGCAGUUCUUCUUCUAGCUGGUGGGCAGGGGACAAGACUCGGUGUUGCAUAUCCCAAGGGGAUGUAUGAUGUUGGUUUGCCAUCCCAUAAGACACUUUUUCAGAUUCAAGCAGAGCGUAUCCUGAAGCUUCAGCAGUUAGCUGAAAAAUAUCAUGGCAGCAAAUGCAUCAUUCCAUGGUAUAUAAUGACCAGUGGCAGAACAAUGGAAUCUACAAAGGAAUUCUUCACAAAGCACAAGUACUUUGGUUUAAAGAAAGAGAAUGUAAUCUUUUUCCAGCAGGGAAUGCUGCCUGCUAUGAGUUUUGAUGGGAAAAUUAUUUUGGAAGAGAAGAAUAAGGUUUCUAUGGCUCCAGAUGGAAAUGGUGGUCUUUAUCGGGCUCUUGCAGCCCAGAAUAUUGUGGAGGAUAUGGAACAAAGAGGCAUUUGGAGCAUUCAUGUCUAUUGUGUUGACAACAUAUUAGUAAAAGUGGCAGACCCACGGUUUAUUGGAUUUUGCAUUCAGAAAGGAGCAGACUGUGGAGCAAAGGUGGUGGAGAAAACAAACCCUACAGAACCAGUUGGAGUGGUUUGCAGAGUGGAUGGCGUAUACCAGGUGGUGGAAUAUAGUGAGAUUUCUCUGGCAACAGCUCAGAAACGAAGCUCAGACGGACGACUGCUGUUCAACGCUGGGAACAUUGCCAACCAUUUCUUCACUGUACCAUUUCUGAGAGAUGUUGUCAAUAUUUAUGAACCUCAGUUGCAGCACCAUGUGGCUCAAAAGAAGAUUCCAUUUGUGGAUUCCCAGGGACAGUUAAUUAAGCCAGACAAACCAAAUGGAAUAAAGAUGGAAAAAUUUGUCUUUGAUAUCUUCCAGUUUGCAAAGAAGUUUGUGGUAUAUGAAGUAUUACGGGAAGAUGAGUUUUCCCCGCUAAAGAAUGCAGACAGUCAGAAUGGGAAGGACAACCCUACUACUGCAAGGCAUGCUUUGAUGUCCCUCCAUCACUGCUGGGUCCUCAAUGCAGGGGGCCACUUCAUAGAUGAAAAUGGCUCUCGCCUCCCAGCAAUUCCCCGCAGUGCUACACAUGGAAAGUCAGAGGCCAUCACAGCUGAUGUCAAUCACAACUUGAAGGAUGCCAAUGAUGUGCCAAUCCAGUGUGAAAUCUCUCCUCUUAUCUCCUAUGCUGGAGAAGGACUAGAAAGUUAUGUGGCAGAUAAAGAAUUUCAUGCACCUUUAAUCAUUGAUGAGAAUGGAGUCCAUGAGCUGGUGAAGAAUGGUAUAUGAGCCAGAUACUAAAUAAGUUCCACCACAAUAAGAAUAGCUUUUAUUUUUGAUAGACUGACUGUGAGCCCACAGGACCUCUCCUGGAAUACUCAUGUUUGAAUAUACACAGGCUUUCAUUUUGCUUGUUGAACUCUUGUAACUACUACAUAUUUCAUAAGAUCCAGAUGACUGAACUUCAGAAAGCAUUUUUAUGAUUCACAGCUGAUUGAAGGUCUUAUUUAUAUUUUUCAAUUGUAUUUUUUUUCCAAGCUAAGGAAAACAUUGGCCAUCUUGAAAUUUCUUACAACUUAAGUAUAGUCAGGGUGUUCAACAUCACUUUACUUGGAGCUGGAAGCAUUUGUUUUGAAAUUGUACAUAGUAAUAAUAUGUCAUUGUACAUGUCAAAAGGUUUCUAUGGUACUAAAAGUUUGUUUUAUUUUAUCAAAAAUUAAAUUUUUUUAAGAAAAUAAUUGGACAGUAAAAUAAACUUUUCUUCUUGUCUCAA
Molecule: messenger RNA, 2360 nt
Organism: Bubalus bubalis (water buffalo)
Lineage: Eukaryota; Metazoa; Chordata; Mammalia; Artiodactyla; Bovidae
Gene: UAP1
Product: UDP-N-acetylglucosamine pyrophosphorylase 1
Exons: 11
Coding region: 308-1876 (522 amino acids)
Biological process (GO): UDP-N-acetylglucosamine biosynthetic process
Molecular function (GO): UDP-N-acetylglucosamine diphosphorylase activity
Source: RefSeq, a predicted model, not a curated record